Molecule: messenger RNA, 3939 nt
Organism: Zonotrichia albicollis (white-throated sparrow)
Lineage: Eukaryota; Metazoa; Chordata; Aves; Passeriformes; Passerellidae
Source: RefSeq, a predicted model, not a curated record
GGAUCCCGCUGAGGGAUGGAUACCCAUUCCCUUGGAUGGUGUUGUUUUCUGUGGGACCUGCAGGAGCAGCUGCAAGUGCUGACCAGAGGCUUCAUGUUUCCCGUCGCAGGCGGUUUGGGCCCCCCCCAAGGGAUGAUUCCUAUGCAACAGCAAGGGUUUCCAAUGGUUCCUGUCAUGCAGACCAACAUGCCAGGGAUGAUGGGAAUGAAUUAUGGCUCUCAGAUGCCUCCUGGACCCAUGGCCAUGCAGGGUGGCAUGGCCCUGGGGCCCAUGCCAGCAGCUGGAAUGCCCUACAUGGGACAGGCCUCCUUCCUGGGAAUGCGCCCCGCCGGCCCCCAGUACGGCCCCGACAUGCAGAAGCAGUUUGCAGAGGAGCAGCAGAAGAGGUUUGAGCACCAGCAGAAGUUCUUAGAGGAAGAAAGAAAACGGCGGCAGUUUGAAGAGCAGAAACAAAAGCUGAGACUUCUGAGCAGUGUGAAACCCAAGACAGGUGAAAAAAGCAGAGAUGAUGCUUUGGAAGCCAUUAAAGGGAACCUAGAUGGCUUUUCUAGAGACGCUAAAAUGCACCCAACACCAGCAACACAUCCAAAAAAGCCAGGCUCUUCCUUGGAGGAGAAAGCCUUAGCUAAUGGCUCAGAUGAAUCUGAACAAGAGCAAACCAAAGUUAAAACGUCCGAAGUUGGGCACAAAGCCUCGGCUGCAAGCCAAGCCCAUCCCAGUCCCACCAGCAGUGACUGGGAUGUUGUAGGUGGACAUGAAAGUGGUCCCAGUGCUGCUGCAGAGGUGUACAAGGCUUCAGAACAAAACAGAGCAGUUGAAGAGUGUGGAGUUGGAGUGUUCCCUCCCCAGGACCCCAUCCAGCAAAUGAUGCCUCCCUGGAUUUACAACGACAGCUUGGUCCCAGAGCUGUAUAAGAAAAUCUUAGAAACCACUCUGACUCCUGCUGGGAUCGACACAGCCAAGCUCUACCCCAUCCUGAUGUCCUCAGGACUGCCCAGAGAGACCCUGGGGCAGAUCUGGGCCUUGGCCAACCGCACCACGCCCGGGAAGCUCACCAAGGAGGAGCUCUACUGUGUGCUGGCCAUGAUUGCAGUGACCCAGAGAGGGAUCCCAGCCGUGAGCCCUGACGUGCUGAACCAGUUCCCGGCCGCGCCCGUCCCCACCCUGUCGUAGUAAAACCAGAAGAUGAUGACUUCCAGGAGUUUCAGGAUGCCUCCAAGUCUGGCUCCCUGGAUGACUCCUUCACUGAUUUCCAGGGGGAGGCAGCCAAAGCAGCCAGCUCACAGCACCGCAGCAGCGUUCCUUCUUUACUAAUGCCACUCCCAGGUACUAAGCCACUUUCACCAGCUGACAAAUAUGCUGUGUUUAAAGGAAUGGCAGCUGAGAAGCCUUCUGAGAGUGCAGCUGCUUUUGGAGACGGAGGGGACAAGUACAGCGCUUUCCGGGAAUUAGAGCAACCAGCAGAAAGCAAAUACUUGGGAGAGAACCUUGCAGAGUUCAAGCCCACAGGAGCCGACGAUGGUUUCACAGAUUUCAAAACCGCUGACAGCAUCUCCCCGUUAGAGCCACCCUCCAAGGACAAAACCUUCCCUGCACCCUUCCCUCCUGUGCCAGCUCAGCCAAAACAGCCAACACAAGCCAAGACCCCUUUGAACCUGGCAGACUUGGAGCUCUUUUCCUCUCCUGGAGAAAACAAGCAGCCAUCCUUCCCGCCUGCAUUCAACACCUCAAAGCCGGGCUCCUUUCCCCCUCCACCCCUUCCCUCAGCCUCUGCCCAGCCAGCACCCAGCAAAACUUCAAGCUUAGCUGAUGACUUUGGAGAGUUCAACCUCUUUGGGGAAUUUUCUAACGGCGCAUCAGCCAGUGGACAAGAUGACUUUGCAGAUUUUAUGGCGUUCAACAACAGCGGUGGCUUUUCCGAACAAAAGCCCGAGGACAAAUACAAUGCACUGAAGCUGGAGGGCAGCCCUGGUGCUCAGGCUGGCUCCUCAGGCAGCACAGUGAAGGGUGGGCAGAGCUCUGCCACCACUGCUACGCCCACCAAGUACGACAUCUUCAAGCAGCUGUCCCUGGAGGGCCCCGGGGCGGCCUUCGAGGAGGGCAAGGACGGCGCGCUCUCCUCGGCCAAGAGCGACGAUGACUUUGCUGACUUCCACUCCAAGUUCUCUUCCGGCGGCGCCGAGAAGUCGCUGGUGGACAAGGUGGCAGCUUUCAAGCAGGCCAAAGAAGACUCUGCUUCGGUGAAAUCCCUGGACCUGCCUUCCAUCGGCGGCAGCAGCGUGGGCAAGGAGGACUCCGAAGACGCGCUGUCUGUUCAGUUUGACAUGAAACUGGCUGAUGUGGGAGGAGAUCUUAAGCAUGUCAUGUCUGAUAGCUCUUUGGAUUUGCCAACAGUUAGUGGCCAGCAUCCACCAGCAGCAGAUGUGGAUGACUUUAAGGGCGGCCCGUUUGGAAGCUGUGCUGGUGGCUCUGCACUCGGCAGCCUGGCGAGCUCCGACAGGGACCUGCAGGACAGGGACAGGGACAGGAGGCUCCCCUGCGCCGCCACCGCCGUCCUGCAGAAGAAGGAGACCUUCUUUGGCAGCUCAGAGAACAUCACCAUGACCACGGUUUCCAAAGUGACCACCUUCUCCAGCGAGGAUGCUCUGCAGGACGUUCCCUUCGCGCCCUUUGCCAACUUCAAGGACUCGGGGCCGGCGUCCGGUCCUGGUGACGACGACCUCGGGGACUUUGGGGACUUUGCCAGGCUCCCCUCGGAAGCUCAGGAUGCAGCAGCAGCUGACACAGCCCUGGGCAAUGAUUUCCCUGCUGGAGCCUCCCCUGAGCUGCGCAGAGAGGCCACAGAUGACUUUGGGGAGUUCCAAAGCGAGAAACCAAAAAUCAGCAAGUUCGACUUCUUGGUGGCCACUUCCCAGGGCAAGGUGAAAUCCAGUGAGGAGAUGAUCAGGAGUGAGCUGGCCACCUUUGACCUGUCUGUGCAAGGGUCUCACAAGAGGAGCCUGAGCCUGGGGGACAGAGAAAUCAGCCGCUGCUCGCCCCUGGCAGCCCUGGAGCAGCCCUUCAGGGACCGCUCCAACACGCUGAGCGAGAAGCCAGCCCUGCCCGUCAUCAGGGACAAGUACAAGGACCUCACGGGGGAGGUGGAGGAGAGUGAGAGGUAUGCCUACGAGUGGCAGAGGUGCCUGGAGAGUGCCCUGCAGGUCAUAAAGAAAGCCAACGACACCUUAAAUGGAAUCAGCAGCUCAUCUGUGUGCACUGAAGUCAUCCAGUCUGCCCAAGGCAUGGAAUAUUUACAGGGGGUUGUUGAAGUCUACAGAGUCACAAAGAGGGUGGAGCUGGGCAUCAAAGCCACUGCAGUGUGCAGUGAGAAGCUGCAGCAGCUGCUGAAGGAUAUUGAUAAAGUGUGGAACAACCUGAUCAGCUUCAUGUCCCUGGCUGCUCUCACGCCAGAUGAGAACUCCCUGGAUUUCUCCUCCUGCAUGCUGCGCCCCGGCAUCAAGAACGCGCAGGACCUUGCCUGUGGGGUGUGUCUGCUGAACGUGGAUUCCAGGAGCAAGAAAGAAGAGAAACCUGUGGAAGAGCUUCCCAAAAAAGCCUUUAAUUCAGAGACAGAUAACUUCAAGCUGGCAUAUGGAGGGCACCAGUACCACGCCAGCUGUGCCAACUUCUGGAUCAACUGUGUGGAGCCCAAACCCCCGGGUCUCAUCCUGCCAGACCUGCUCUGAGAGCAGCUGCACUGCAGGUGGAGCCUUGGGCUCCCCCUGCAGCACCUGGGGUAAUGCUAUGCUGGAGGCCAGCCUUUCAAACCUGUGGGGUUGAUUUUUGGUCCAAAAAAUCAACAGAUUAAAGCCACUGUUACAGAUGGGGAAGAAUUCACUUGUAAUGGCCAAGGUUUCAGGAAUAACUGGAUAAUAUAUAGUAUGGCAAAAAAAAGAAAAA